AUAACGCUAUUCUCCGUUACCAAGGCAUUCUCGAGGCAAACACUCGCUAGCUGGAUAGCUCGGCUCGCCAAUCUGCCGGAUAAUCUUAUAGCUAUGAUAUAACCUCCGUCUAGCCUCUUCGCCGAGUUGAACUAUCAUCCCAAAAGGUGUCCCGAAACCCUCGACUCCAGCAUACUGCCAUUAGCUUCUCGACUGUUCGCUGCGUGGCCUAAAUUAGAGGCUGAAACAUCCUUUCCCCCCGUUUGGAUCAUCUCAGUCUACACGCUAGCUUAGCAACGUGAACGUUAGCUGCAAAGCCACCAUGGCUGAAUUUGGGUUUAAUGAACACCAUCAGAAUGAAGUCAUCAAUUACAUGCGAUUUGCACGUUCAAAGAUGGUCCUGAGACUUAAGACCGUUGACUCGUGCUUUGAAGAACUCAAAGAUAGCAGGCUGGUGGAGGAAACCUUCACAGUGGACGAGGUGAAGGAGAUGCUGGACGGGCUGCAGAUGGUGGUGCGCGGGGAGGUGGAGAUGGAGCUCAUCAACACGGCUCACACCAACGUGCUGCUGCUCAGGCAGCUCUUCUCACAGGCGGAGAAGUUUUACCUUCGACUGCAGAGCGAUAUCUCCGAGCUUGAGAACAGGGAGCUGUUAGAACAAGUGGCUGAAUUUGAGAAGACGGACUUUAAAAGCGGCGAUAAGAUGUACCAGGAAACGAAUAAACCCAAACUAGCACCGCUGAAUGAAAGCGGUGUGUCCGAACUUCUCAACAAGGAGAUAACGAGACUACAGGAGGAAAACGAUAAACUGAAAGCCAGAAUGCGGACUUUAGAAUCCCAGGCGAUGAGUGCACUGGACGAGAGAACCAAAGCAGACCGAGCCCUGAAAGACCUUCAGAAGGUGCAAGGGGACCAGCAGCUGGCUGCUCAAUCCCAGGAGAUCAGCGGCCUGGAGGACACGGUGGCUUCUCUGAGGGACGACUACGAAAGGUCUCUGAGCGCCAACUCUGCCUCCCAGAAGGGUCUGCAGGAGAACCUGAUCUCUGCCAAACAUGAGCUCCUGCGAGUGCAGGAGCAGCUGUCCUUGGCAGAGAAGGAGUUGGACAAGAAGUUCCAGCAAACUGCGGCCUACCGCAACAUGAAGGAGAUCCUGACGAAGAAAAAUGAGCAGAUCAAAGACAUCAGAAAACGAUUGCAGAGAUACGAGCCCAAUGAAUGAGUCGUACCUCCAGACAACAGGCGGUCCAGAGGGGCCGGACAGGUUCCACCGCCGAGAGACGACAGAGAAAUUGGACGAGGGAUUGCUUCUUCGCGCUUUUAUCUGGCAUCUUCAGCAGUGAUUGGCUUUAGUAAAAGAGUGUGAGCGGAGUGGGGGAGGGGAGGGGGUCAUCAGUGACAAGAUAGCCUUCUCCAGCUGUGGAUUUUUUUCUUUUUCUUUCUACGUUCCCAGUUAGCGGAGCGGAGUGUAGCGAGUAGACUCCCCUCAGUGUGCUCGAUGCAAUAACCACCACGUCCCUGUUUGAAGAGGCCUUUGUCCAACUGGAAGGAGACGCACUGCGACUGCAUCUACCAGAUGGUUGUAGGUGAUGUUUAGCUUAGUCCAGCAGCGGGUAUUGAUCGUUGACAUUUUGUGUUUUUAAUUUUUAGCAGUCAGUCCAAAAUAUUGUCGAGUUAGACCCUAAGCCAAGCCCAAGCCAUUCAGGUUUAUUAAUAGGGGACAGCUUCAAAGUCAUGUUUACCAAAUCUUUUUGAGGUCACCCCUGCUUUAAUUUGUCACCUCAAACAUGUAUUGCAUUUCACACAAAACAUAUUUCCGACAAUCUGACAUUCUGUGAAAGUCUGAUCGUCGGAAAUAUGCCAAUAUUUUAACAUUUUAACCUCGUUAGUUUUUUGCCCUGCUCUUGCUUAUUGAAUGACGUGGAUCGUGAUCCUGAAUGAUUUCCCCCGACACAAAUGGGCACAGAAUAUUUUUGUCUGGAAUCUUUAACUGUGUACAUUUCGUAUUGCUGUGGGUGAUGUAAAAUGAAUAUAUAUAUAUAUAUAUAUAUAUAUAUAUAUAUAUGAUGUUCAUGAAGUAAUGUUCUUGCAGAGUAUGAUACAUCAACCUUAUACUACACUAGAUGUGCAUUUGUUGGUAUUGUGCAAAUUAUGGGGAAAUAAAAGCUGUUGACAAAUAAACGUGUGGUCAUUCUUAGUGAGUCAAGUAAUAGUUUUUUCCACUUUAAGCUUAAGGUAUAUUUAAUCAUUUAAACACCAAGUACAAUCACUGAAGACUGAAGCUUUCUGACCUCUGAUUGUAUUGUAAUAUUUUUCUGUCUAGGACCAUGAUGAAUAUACCCUGUGAAGGCCUGACCCACAACAUGUCUCUCUUCUCUGACCCACUACAUGGUGGGGUUGGUUUCAGGGUAUUGUCUGGCAAUAAACAAUAAAUAACCAAAA
Messenger RNA from Pseudoliparis swirei, 2418 nucleotides. RefSeq names its product leucine zipper transcription factor-like 1 (gene lztfl1). Gene Ontology annotation, cellular component: cytoplasm. Gene Ontology annotation, biological process: negative regulation of protein localization to cilium. The transcript is spliced from 10 exons. NCBI's taxonomy places the organism in Eukaryota, Metazoa, Chordata, Actinopteri, Perciformes, Liparidae. The record is from RefSeq and is a predicted model, not a curated record. The coding region runs from base 302 to 1198 and encodes 298 amino acids.